Messenger RNA from Cavia porcellus (domestic guinea pig), 5580 nucleotides. RefSeq names its product far upstream element binding protein 1 (gene Fubp1). NCBI's taxonomy places the organism in Eukaryota, Metazoa, Chordata, Mammalia, Rodentia, Caviidae. Gene Ontology annotation, cellular component: nucleus; cytoplasm. The transcript has 22 exons. Gene Ontology annotation, biological process: regulation of DNA-templated transcription. The coding region runs from base 122 to 2230 and encodes 702 amino acids. Gene Ontology annotation, molecular function: mRNA binding. The record is from RefSeq and is a predicted model, not a curated record.
UUACGGCACGAUGGUCGCACAAGAAUGUGAUAGAAUCUCGGCGGCCGCCAUUUUCUUCCUUUCUUAGCAGUUAGCUGGAAGGAGAUCUCUGCGAAGCCGCAGCGGCUUUCAUAAUACGGCCAUGGCUGACUAUUCAACAGUGCCUCCACCUUCUUCUGGCUCCGCCGGUGGUGGUGGCGGUGGCGGCGGUGGUGGAGGUGUUAACGAUGCUUUCAAAGAUGCGCUACAGAGAGCCCGGCAGGGUACACUACAUAAUGGGCUGUGUACUAAGCAUAUCUUAUCAAUUCAUUUAAUUGUCACAGCCAUUCUACAGAUUGCAGCAAAAAUUGGGGGUGAUGCUGGUACAUCAUUGAAUUCAAAUGACUAUGGUUAUGGGGGACAAAAAAGGCCUUUAGAAGACGGAGAUGGCUCUUGGACAAGUCCGAGCAGUACAACACACUGGGAGGGAAUGCCCUCUCCUUUUAAAGAUCAACCGGAUGCUAAAAAAGUUGCUCCUCAAAAUGACUCUUUUGGAUCACAGUUACCACCGAUGCACCAGCAGCAAAGCAGAUCUGUGAUGACAGAAGAAUACAAAGUUCCAGAUGGAAUGGUUGGCUUUAUAAUUGGCAGAGGAGGUGAACAGAUCUCUCGUAUUCAACAGGAAUCUGGAUGCAAAAUACAGAUAGCUCCUGACAGUGGUGGCCUUCCAGAAAGGUCUUGUAUGUUAACUGGAACACCUGAAUCUGUCCAGUCAGCAAAACGGCUACUGGACCAGAUUGUUGAAAAGGGCAGACCAGCCCCUGGCUUUCAUCACGGUGAUGGACCUGGAAAUGCAGUUCAAGAAAUCAUGAUUCCAGCUAGCAAGGCAGGAUUGGUUAUUGGAAAGGGGGGAGAGACUAUUAAACAACUGCAGGAACGGGCCGGAGUUAAAAUGGUUAUGAUUCAAGAUGGGCCUCAGAACACUGGUGCUGACAAACCUCUUAGGAUUACAGGCGACCCAUACAAAGUUCAACAAGCCAAGGAAAUGGUGUUAGAGUUAAUUCGUGAUCAAGGUGGUUUCAGAGAAGUUCGAAAUGAGUAUGGGUCAAGAAUAGGAGGCAAUGAAGGGAUAGAUGUCCCCAUUCCAAGAUUUGCUGUUGGCAUUGUAAUAGGAAGAAAUGGAGAGAUGAUUAAAAAAAUACAAAAUGAUGCUGGUGUUCGAAUUCAGUUUAAGCCAGAUGAUGGUACAACACCUGAUAGAAUAGCUCAAAUAACUGGACCUCCAGAUCGAUGUCAGCAUGCUGCAGAAAUUAUCACAGACCUUCUUCGAAGUGUUCAGGCUGGUAAUCCUGGUGGACCUGGACCUGGUGGUCGAGGAAGAGGUAGAGGUCAAGGCAACUGGAACAUGGGACCACCGGGUGGACUACAGGAGUUUAAUUUCAUUGUACCAACUGGGAAGACUGGAUUAAUAAUAGGAAAAGGAGGUGAGACCAUAAAAAGCAUAAGCCAACAAUCUGGUGCCAGAAUAGAGCUUCAGAGAAAUCCUCCACCUAAUGCAGAUCCUAACAUGAAGUUAUUUACAAUUCGUGGCACUCCCCAGCAAAUAGACUAUGCUCGGCAACUCAUAGAAGAAAAGAUUGGUGGUCCAGUAAAUCCUUUAGGACCACCUGUACCCCAUGGGCCUCAUGGUGUCCCAGGCCCUCAUGGGCCUCCUGGGCCUCCAGGGCCUGGAGCUCCAAUGGGACCAUACAAUCCUGCGCCUUAUAAUCCAGGACCACCUGGCCCAGCUCCUCAUGGUCCUCCAGCCCCAUAUGCUCCCCAGGGCUGGGGAAAUGCGUAUCCACACUGGCAGCAGCAGGCUCCUCCUGAUCCAGCUAAGGCAGGAACAGAUCCAAAUUCAGCAGCUUGGGCUGCUUAUUAUGCUCACUAUUAUCAACAACAAGCACAGCCACCACCUGCAGCUCCUACAGGCGCACCAACUGCAACCCAAACGAAUGGACAAGGUAACUAUGGAGAUCAACAGAAUCCAGCUCCAGCUGGACAGGUUGAUUAUACCAAGGCUUGGGAAGAAUACUACAAGAAAAUGGGUCAAGCUGUCCCUGCGCCUGCUGGCGCUCCCCCUGGUGGCCAGCCAGAUUACAGUGCAGCCUGGGCUGAGUACUAUAGACAGCAGGCUGCCUACUAUGCCCAGACAAGUCCACAGGGAAUGCCACAGCACCCGCCGGCACCUCAGUGCAGGUUUGAUCCAGCCAGUAUAGAACUAGCUCUGUAGGGGUGAGGAGGACUGUGCUGUGUAUCAUCCUUGAUUGUGUUCCUUCAAGGAGCAUUGCACUGUAAGUACAUCAGAAUGACAAAUGGAUGAACUGCAACAGUAUCUUUUUGUCAAUGUUCCACAUAAUGCAAAUGCCUAUUUUGUGUGACUAUUAUGUUGGAAUACAGUGCUGAUAUCUUGGAAAACCAUAACUGCUUCAUAACAUAGAAUAAUAAUAUAUAGUUCUGUAUUUUUUUUAAGUGAGCUUAAUGGGUAAGUAUUUUUGAUAUGCUUUAGCUAUAGCUAAAGAAAACUGAUCAUUAACAAAAUUCAAUAGUGUUAUGGUGCUCCUAAACUAUUGCUUUUCAGUGUAAAAUAUGCAUAUCUUAUAUGAAAACUUGAAAUGUUUAAGGCAGAUGUGGUUUUCUGUUUGCAAAUAAGCAAUAUAGCACUUUUAACACCAUUUCAUAAUUAUUAGUUUUGUCAUUGGUGGGGAGCACCAUUUGUUGUUUUGAAUAUUAAAGGAAGAUGUUCAAGGACAUAAAUGUCAAAAUUACCUGUAGCGUGGAAAAUAACAGUACAGUUCAUUGUAGGUAUUUUGAAAUGUUGAUUGUUUUAUGUAAUCUAGAGUGACUUCCCUUACGCUUAUUUAGAUCUUGGUAUGUAGUUCUAGUUUGAAGUUUAAUAGUUAAGGAGUUAUAUGUUAUCUUUUUAAGAGUAGGGUAUGGACAUGAACAAUUUCAGAAUUUUGCAUGAUACUGUUAUGUAGAUGACCUUUUAGGAAAGUGGUGCAUUUAUUAAUUAAACUGAAGAAAUAGUUCAGUUAGAUUCAUUAUCAUAACUCAAAAAUCGGAGGCUGUUGAUUUUGAUUCAUUUAAGGUUUAAAAUCUUUAUUAAUUGCAAACAGUGCAAUUAUUUAUACUUCACAGUGCCUUCCCAGACCUUCCACCUUAGGUUCUGCUGCAAAAAGCACCAGGUAAGCACAACCUAAGGACAUAUAUAAAUAAAUAUUUCAGUACAUUAAUGUUGUCCCUGUGAGGUUUUCGUGGUUGUGUACUCAAAAGCAAUCUGCUACCGCUUCCCCAAAAUGUAUUUUGUUAUUUAUGCUACCAUUUUAGUGGAAACUGUUACGUUGUUCGGGGUGAUGUUUUUUUAUUUUAUUUUUAAUGAAAGCAAGAAAAUAAUGAGUAGAUUGCUGCUGUAACUGAACUAUAUCCAAACCUUUUUGUAUUUUUCCCAAAAAUAUAGAAGUGUUACAGUUAAGAAAGGACAGUUACAUAGUUUUCAAGAUAUAGGUAAUCAUUUGGUCAGAAACCUCAACAGCCUUCACAGUCGGUUUAUGUGAUUGACAGGGCUUUUUUCCCUCCAAAGCUAUGGUUCAUUUUUUUCUUGUUCUUAACUAUAAUAAUUCAGUAAGAUCAUUAUGGGUCAUUUUUGUGAUGAUUUUUCUUACAUAAUUGUUACAUGCUGAAAAAGGAAAAAUUAUAGGAUACUGGCAGUAUGUUUUGAUAAAAGGCAUGUGCAUCAGUGAAAUGUUAACUGUAUAGCAAAUAACUUCAUAAUCUAUGUAGCAACCUAUAUUUUUCUGACUUAUAAUAAUUUAAUAACUGACGCUGCAUUUAUUUUUUGCCAGUUUAAAAUGUUUGUGUGUGAUAGAUGAUUUUAACUGGUACAUAUUUUGAGUUAAGAUGAAUGUAUUAAAGCAGCAUCAUAUCAGUUUUGUUUAUUGGAUUUCUAAAAUGUGCUGAUCCUUUUAAAAUUCCUGCUUAUCUCUACAACAAAGGAAAAUAUUCAAAAAUACUGCCUUCAUUUUCACACACAGUGCUGAAGAUGCUGCAAGCACCAAAUCAUAGCUCAUAAAAUCAGGUCCUGAGAUAGUUACCCAUAAAGAGGAAUCCUUUGAGUGUAUGCCAUUGGUGAGCCGAUGAGCAUGGACCAUAGAAGGGCUCAUGUAGAAGGUAAAAUUGGCAAGUCAUCAUUGAGAAAUAUGAAAUGUAUUCCCAUACAUAAUAUGGUAGAGGAUGUAAUGUACCUGCUUUUGAUCACUUUUCUCUUUAAAGUGCUAUUCACUUGAUCUUUAAUGUUCCAUGAACUGUUACAUUUACAUUUCUUAAGUUAUAUAGUUACUGCACCACAUUUAAGUGUUUGUGUGUUGUGAUAAUCAAUGCUAGGUGUGUUAAAAUUGACAGUGCUAAAAGGGCUCUUUCAGCCUUAAGAGCCUGCCAAGUUUUGAUUAGUUGUAGUUUGCAUUUUUAUAAAAGAAUACAGAUGAUGCUAAUAGGUAUUUGGGCAUUGUUUAUAUCUCCUGAGACUUUUUUAAGUUCAUUACCAUAACCCUUCACUGAUACUAAUGAGCAUUUUUUUUAAAUGGCACUAAUCUUAACUUUGAAAUACAUGGAAAACCGAAAAGGUGAGCCAGUUGACUUGAAUGCAGUGUAUGUUUAGGAGUGGUGAAAAAAUGUUUAGAUUUAAGUUAAAUUGAUUUAUUUGAUUUAGCACUUAAAUAAAAAUUUGAGAACUUCUUAAAAGACAUCUUAGUGUGGUUAUAUACUUCUGUGGUUUAUUUUAGAAAUGAGAAAGUUAUAGUUUUGUUUUUUAUUGAAAAUUGUUUUAAUAUUAAAACUAGUGAUUUGCUACUAGCUGUUUAUUAACACUGUAAAAAACAUCCUUAAACAUCUUGGUAGUUAAUUAAUAAGGCUGAGUUUGAGUAGAAAUAGAGUACCUUGAGAAGGAAUUAGUAUAUUAAACAGUGGUAGCAUUUUGUUUGAGUAGUCUGCCAGGAGAACCAAUUCUAUCUAGGAAGUUACUUCUUGUCUAGAAUAAUGCUAUAGAGUUUAGUCAUCAAUGAGAAUGUCUUAUUUUGUUCUCUGUUUCAAAUGCUGCCUCAUUUUAAAAUGCAUUUUAACAAUACCUUAAGAUAAUUUUGACUCUGAAAUAACCUUACUUUUUGUUUAAUCAGUCAGUUGACUUUUCUUACCACAACAUAAAUUUCUGAGGGAUUUUUUAAUUGGUUCUUUUAUGAAGCAAAUCCCAGGAUUUUAUUUUCUUUGGUACUAUCCCUAAAGAAGCUAUAUUAAAUGUAUUUGAGAAUAUAUAUAUAUUCUUUUCUUAUGCAUGCUCAAUGCAUUUUCGUCCUGAGAAAAGUGUUCUCUACAGAAACUACCCGUGUGUAAAAAGAAGAUUGGCUUAAAAUGGCUACUGUGAUGGGAACAGUAUCUUAGGGAGAUGCAGCUUGGACUUGAGGUAAAUUGAAUACUUUACAAACUGUGGUUUAGAGUUUGCUUUAAUGACAUUGUAUGUAAAGGACGUAUGAUUGUUGUAAUUUUGUAUUCAUUAUGGUCUCAAUAAAAAAAUAAAUGUACAUUGACAAA